UGACCAGGUUUAUCAACACAUGUGUGUGACUUUCCGAUACUACCCUCUCGGGAGGGUCAUAUACAAGAGGGUCAUAUACAUGUACAGUUACAUGUAUAUUAUAUAAAAGUAGCUAGGUAAAUUGAUUUGAGCAUCACGUAGAACUUGAUAACCAUGUAGCCACUUCACCGGAAGGAAGAGUGAGUCCAUACCUACAGCAUCUAUUACUAGGGCUGUACACAAUACACACGUGACUGCUUAGUGUGUGUUAGUGUGUGUUAAUGUUGAUACAGGGAUACCGGAAUGCACCAUCUGAAAGGUUGUUGAUAGUUGUAAGAUUCAGCAGUGUGUAUGGGAGGUAAACAUUCCUUCCCUCGGGUGUCUCUACCUGGGGAUAGAGUGGUGCUUAUCACAGGAGCAAAUCAAGGUAUCGGGUACCAUACAGCAAAAUGGAUCGCCAUGAUGGGAGCCAGGGUAAUUAUUGCCUGUCGGUCAGAGGAAAAGGCAAGAGAGGCUAUCAAACGCAUGAAUACAGAGUUCCUGGAAGACAAAGGUAAAGGAACAGAAGGUGUUUCUGACCUAGAAGAGUUGAAUGUGUCCUUUAUGAAGCUAGACAACGCGUCAUUAAAAUCGGUGAUGGCUUUAGUCGAGGAGUUCAAGGCCAGUGGACUCAAACUUCACACACUCAUAUGUAACGCUGGCAUUGGAGUUCACAAGCAAGAAUACACAGAGGACGAAAAUGAAUUCCUAUUCCAGGUGAAUUAUCUAAGCCAUUUCCUGCUGACCGCGCAUCUGUUACCAAUUAUGAAGACUUCCGGUCCAGACUGUCGUGUGAUUCUUGUCUCUAGCGUAGCCCACAGGAUGGUAUCCUUCCAGUUAGACGAGAUUCAGGGCAAGCAGUUCACAGAGAACACGUUUGACGGAAUGAAAUUCUACAAUAGGUCGAAGUUAUAUCAGAUUAUGCAAAUGUUUAGUAUGAACCGUCGAUUGGCAGACAGCAAUGUUACAGUGACGUCAUUACAUCCGGGUGUUGUAGAAACUGGUCUGCUGGACACUUUCGGUGGUGGAGUUUCUGGUGCGGGACUGAGACUGCUACGGGGUGUAGGUGGGUCUAAGACGUCUUUUGAAGGUGCUUGGACGACGAUUAACGCUGCUGUAAACCCAAAGUUGGCAGGCGUACGGGAUGUCUACUUCUCUGAUUCUAAACCAAGCACGGUGUCUGGACAAUCAAGGAACAAACGGGAUCAAGAAAAAAUAUGGACUUACACAUUGACAUGUUUGAAGGAACAUCUUAAUGAAGACAUCAUCAAAGACUUGGAGGGAACGUUUAGAGAAAUGUCAUAGGAUGUCGUCAGAUAGCUUUUACAUUAAAGAUGCGUGCCCCACUGCCGGCAAAACAAAAGAGAAUUCCACUGUAAUUUCCAUCCAUUAAGUUAUCUCCCCUUUAUAUCGUUUUAUAUACUAUAUAACUGAACAACGAGUAGCCGAGGUACUAAGCUGACUUAAUGGCUUUAGAUGAUCAGAAUGACAGCAUAUGUUUGAAUGAUGGUCUGGUCCCAAUGAAUGCUGUUGCUUUGUUUGUCAAAAGUGAUGAUUUUAAGCAGCGGUCCGGUGAUCCUUGUUCCUGUCUUGUUAUGCUGUUUUCUACUGCAUUAUCAAAUGUGAACGGAUGUUGUUCAACAAAAAUGCUAGUUCUGUUCAUGAUAAAAAGUGAUACAGAAAUAUAAAAGCAAUCCUAUUGACGCUAUCAUCAGUCAGAACACCGACUAUUUCGUUUUGAUCAUAAAGACAAGGUUAUAUUACUGGGUUAUAAUGUAUCAAUGUAGAUUCAUUUUACGUAACCAUUCAUAAUGUAUAUUUUAUGUACUUGAACUACAUGUAAUAAAUGUUGUUAGUCUGUUUACGAGUUGUUGAAUACAAUGUAUAUCAAUUUUUAGUUUAAUUUCUGUAAUAAUAAAAAUAAGCACAUGAACUAAAGAGAAGCUUCUGCGUUUGUCAUCCAAUACGACACCUCUCUAAGCCCAUACUCUGUAAGCCCAUACGUAUACUCUCUAAGCUCAUACUCUGUAAGCUGAAUGCGUGACAAUGCUGAAUCGUAUACCCUUUAUGCUCUAUUGUAGAUGUAACCCAUCGACGACAGAGAAAUAAAAACAAUUGUACCUUUAAA
Molecule: messenger RNA, 2146 nt
Organism: Mizuhopecten yessoensis (Yesso scallop)
Lineage: Eukaryota; Metazoa; Mollusca; Bivalvia; Pectinida; Pectinidae
Product: retinol dehydrogenase 14-like
Exons: 8
Coding region: 331-1323 (330 amino acids)
Source: RefSeq, a predicted model, not a curated record